GUAGACAUAGAAGUCACGUACAUAACAGGGGUUUUUAAAGUGAAAGGAGUCCCGGUGAAAAUAAUGAUUAAACGCCUUGAGGGAUAAGUGAAUGGGCAGUUUUUUUUAAAUUCAGCUAAAUAUUUAAGACGGGUUUAACCUCCAUAUAUUAAGGUGGAUUUGUGUGGAUUAAGAAGAAUUUGUUGGGGUUAAGGGGUCGGAAAUUCUUUCUUGCAAAUGUCAGUUAAGGCCAAAUGGAGCACUAUUCUUAAUCUUGAGUCCCUUUUAUCCGCCCGAAUAUUUGGUUCGACAUCUAGACGUCUCUCUGAUCGAUCUCAAUUGGAAAAACGUUCUGGAGGUUUCUUCACUUCUCAUAAACAAUUUCUUGCUCAAGACAAAACUUUAACUCGGCGUCUUCUUCACUCACCUUCAGAUUCUAGUUCUCAAUCUAAAAUUCUUAGAAAAUAUUUUUUUGAACUAACACAAAGCUUUAUGAGUCCAUUAGAAAGUUAUAUUGCAACAUUAAUGCCUCUUAAACGAGAGAUUUGUCCAUUUCAGACAGUCCCACAAAUGAGGCCAUUUUCUCUCGAGCAAUUUCUUACCUCUCUAAAACAUUUUGGCCAUCCAGGAAUUAAAGGAGAUUGGCAAUCAUUAUAUCGCCAAUUUGUUACACAUUCCCCCAAUUUUAUUGGUUGGCUUCGACGCCGGCAAACCGAUAUUGAACGCCAAAUUAGAUUAGAACAUAUGGAAGCAAUUUGUAAUUCUAAUUUUUCUUCUCAAAUAUUGGCUGAAAGAAGUCAAGUAGAAAUUGUUGAUCUCUUAAUGAAAUUAGCUAAUCGAAUUGUUGAAUUAAAUGAGAGAAAACUUAAAUCAAAACAAAGAAGGAAUAAAAAUGGAGAAAUUUUGGAUAGAUUUCUGACGAAUUCUUCAACAUUUUCUAAACAAUUGGAGCGUCAACAUUUACAAUUACAACAUCAACUACAAAGCAUACUUUCUUCUGUUGAUGAUGAGUUAAAAGUUGUUCUCCUAUCAAAUCCGACAUUUAGAAAUGUUUCUGAAAAGGGAAAAAUGGAAUAG
Molecule: messenger RNA, 1056 nt
Organism: Meloidogyne enterolobii
Lineage: Eukaryota; Metazoa; Nematoda; Chromadorea; Rhabditida; Meloidogynidae
Source: the annotation of a GenBank genome assembly